Monopterus albus (swamp eel) is the source of this 8145-nucleotide messenger RNA. It is a transcript of the gene adamts7, whose product is annotated as a disintegrin-like and metallopeptidase (reprolysin type) with thrombospondin type 1 motif, 7. Gene Ontology annotation, biological process: proteolysis; extracellular matrix organization. Lineage: Eukaryota; Metazoa; Chordata; Actinopteri; Synbranchiformes; Synbranchidae. The record is from RefSeq and is a predicted model, not a curated record. The coding region runs from base 503 to 5878 and encodes 1791 amino acids. Gene Ontology annotation, cellular component: extracellular matrix. Gene Ontology annotation, molecular function: metalloendopeptidase activity. The transcript has 25 exons.
CUAUGCAGUAAUAUGGAAAAUGGUCCCCAUCUGACCCACGAAAACCCGAAGAACCUCCGUUUGGAGAGCGACAGCCAACUGGACCGGAUCCCUAUAUCCGAUUUCUUCCCCUUUAAGCCUGCAGCCCUCUUGAAAGAUAUUUCCAUUGUCUCAAAUCCACCCAUUGUGGGGGUGGCUCUGCAGAAGUUUGCAGAGGAAAGUUUGCUGUCACUGGCUGUGGGGAUGAGACUGAUGGAGGACGGAGGGGACGGCUGCUCGUAAGCAAACGUUAACGCCGACAAACAAGUUAAAAGGACAGGGAAUGCGACAAAAACGCCCCAAGGAGGCGGCUGAUGUUCAAGCCUGAAUUGGAAACGUUUAUCAGGAUUGUCACAGUUUAAGUGCCUGGUCGUGACAAAGCGAAACGCCCAUACAAACAUAUGGAAACAGUUUAUAUUGACAGUCGACGCGGUGUUAGAAAAGCAUUAAAUGUUCUUAAAAUAUAGGCCACCGUCCUGACAAAAUGACCCGUUCAGACUGCGGGCUCCACGCGUUUGGACAAGGAGUUUCUCCUAUUCACCUCAUCAUCGCACUUCUGAUGGUCCUAGAAAACUCCAAAACGUUGGGAUUAUCACAUGAACCAGAGAGAUCUCUUUAUGAUCUGCCUCAGUAUGAAGUGGUUCACCCCACUAGAGUGGAUGCCAAAGGUCAUUUCCUGUCCAACUUCCUGUCUCAUCAUGCUCGCCGUGUACAGCGCAGGGAGACCUCUGAGGGACCAGCGGACUUAGAUCGAGUAUUCUACCACUUGUGGCUCCGGAGGCACAAUUUGCACUUUAACCUCACCGUCAACUCACACCUGCUGGCUCCGGGCUUCCUGACGGAGAGGAGGUACGGAGGCCUGGAUGGGGCCCAGAUCCAUCCUCCUGGAUCCUCCCAGUGCCAUUUUUUUGGUAAAGUGUGGGAUGAGGCCACUGUUAAAGGCAAGGCAGCCAUAAGUACCUGUGAUGGACUGACAGGACUGUUCAAGCUGCUGGAUGAAGAGUUUUUCAUUUACCCUCUGGAGAAAUCGAACGAUGAGACCGCAGCACCACAGGCACAUGCCAUCUACAAACGCCAUGCGUCCCCUGCCAUCCGGAGUCCAGUUGUGCAGCCAAUCUCAGGGAAACGAGCUCUCAACAGUACCUGCGGAGUCAAAAAUUCCCAUCAAAGUUUUGGAGACAUUGAGAGGAGUCGUGAGCGCUGGGAGAAACAUAGAAGAAGAAGGAGAAUUCAUCAGCGCUCAGUUAGCAAAGAGAAGUGGGUGGAAACAUUGGUGGUGGCUGACCCUAAAAUGGUGGAGUAUCAUGGCAGCAAAGCUGUCGAAGGCUACAUCCUUGCUGUCAUGAACAUUGUGUCGGGUCUCUUUCAAGAUGCGAGUAUUGGAAACGCAGUCAACAUUGUGGUUGUUCGACUCAUCCUACUGGAGCAGGAUGAGGAUGACUUAAAGAUUACGCAUCAUGCUGACAACAGCUUGAACAGCUUUUGUAAGUGGCAGAAGAAACUAAACAUGAAAGGAGAUGAACACCCCCUGCACCACGAUGUAGCAGUUCUGCUCACCAGGAAGGACAUCUGUGCAGCUAUUAAUAGGCCUUGUGAGACUCUGGGUCUGUCGCAUGUGGCGGGGAUGUGUCAGCCGCAUCGCAGCUGCAGCAUUAAUGAGGACACGGGUCUGCCGUUGGCCUUCACUAUAGCACAUGAGCUGGGACACAACUUUGGGAUUCAGCACGACGGCAGCAGUAAUGACUGUGAACCCAUUGGGAAGCAACCUUUCAUCAUGUCUCCACAGCUCCUCUAUGCCACCUCCCUGCCCAGGUGGUCACGCUGCAGUCGCCAGUAUAUCACCCGCUUUCUAGAUCGCGGCUGGGGCUGGUGCCUCGAUGAUCCCCCGGUGGAGGAGAAGCAGUCUCUGUACUCUGUGCUUCCUGGGGUUCUGUACAGCGCUGCCCAUCAGUGCCGACUGCAGUAUGGAUCUGGGUCCCUGCUCUGUGAUGACAUGGACAAUGUGUGCAGCACUCUGUGGUGCACCGUGGGAGCAACCUGCCACUCAAAGCUGGACGGGGCUGCGGAUGGGACGAGAUGUGGGGAGGACAGGUGGUGUUUCAAUGGGGAGUGUGUAGCAGUCGGAUAUCACCCUGAGAGUGUAAAUGGCGGCUGGGCAUCCUGGAGCGCGUGGUCGGUCUGUUCGAGGACGUGUGGGGCUGGAGUCCAGAGUGCCCAAAGAGACUGUGAUAACCCAGUCCCUAGGUACAGAGGGAAGUAUUGUCUGGGAGAGCGACGAAGGCACAAGGUCUGUAACACCACGUCAUGUCCCCAUGACCUGCCCACCUUCAGAGACAUCCAGUGUAGCCACUUCAACACCAUGCCUUACAAGGGAAAGUUAUACCAGUGGGAAGCAGUCAUCAACAGAGUCCACCCUUGUGAACUGCACUGUCGUCCACUGAAUGAACAUUUUUCUGAAAAGAUGCGGGACGCCGUCACAGAUGGGACGCUGUGCUAUGAAGGCAGCAAAAGUCGAGAUAUGUGCAUCGAUGGCAUCUGUAAGAAUAUAGGCUGUGACUAUGGGAUUGACUCCAAUGCAGUAGAGGAUCGCUGCGGGGUGUGUCACGGUAAUGGAUCCACCUGUACAACUGUGAGGAGAACAUUUGAGGAGAGUGAAGGACUCGGCUAUGUAGACAUUGGGCUGAUCCCAGAGGGAGCCUGGGAUAUCCGGAUUGAAGAGGUGGCUGAAGCUGGGAAUUUCUUGGCACUACGAAGCGACAACCCAAACAAGUAUUUUCUGAAUGGUGGCUGGACGAUCCAGUGGAAUGGAGAGUACAAGGCAGCUGGGACAAUAUUCACUUAUGUGAGGACAGGACACCUGGAAAACCUAGUGUCUCGUGGGCCCACCAUGGAGCCACUGUGGAUUCAGCUUCUCUUUCAGGAGACCAACCCAGGUGUGCGUUAUGAGUACACAAUCAGUCGGAAUGUCUCAGAAGACAACAACAUCACUGCCUCAGUUUUCUUCUGGAAAUAUGGUUCAUGGACUGAAUGCAGUGUUACAUGCGGAACAGGUGUUCAGAGGCAGAUUGUCCACUGUGUGGAAAAGACAACGGGGAUAGUGGAGGAGCACUUCUGUGACCCCUUAACCCGACCUGACGAUAACCAAACCAUCUGUAACAAGGACCCGUGUCCAGCCAAAUGGUGGGUUGGGGAGUGGCAGAAAUGUUCAGCGACCUGUGGCAGCUUGGGCCUAACUAAAAGGACAGUGCUCUGCAUCCAGGCAGUGAGUGUGGAAGAGCAGAAAGCCCUGCAACCCACUGAAUGCAAACACAUACCCGAGCCUGAAUCACUGUCCUCCUGUAACACGCACAUCCCCUGCCCUGCAGACUGGACCACUGGCAGCUGGUCAAAGUGUUCACUGACUUGUGGAAGUGGAGAACGUCACCGUAAUGUAAUCUGCUCUAGGAAUACAGGUGUUGACUGUGACCCUGAAAAGAAACCCUUAGCUGUCACUGCUUGUUAUGUUCAGGACUGUCCGCAGAUUACAGACAAUUUUGGAGAUACCGACUGGUCUGGAAGCGGCUGGUCAUUCAAAGAAGUGCUCAAUGAAAUUAAUUCCAUACAUGAAGCUAAACCUCCACCCAAAUACAGCAACACCAGGUCCCAAACCAGUAAUCAUAACAACUUUAACGACAUUGUUGAGGGUGAUUUUCACUACCAUGGUAGCACUGAAAAUAUUGACCAUAACCGUGUUCAGGUUGAUGAUUUUUACUAUGAUUAUAACUUCAUCAACUUUCAUGAAGACUUGUCAGAUGAUUCUGAGAGCAAUGAAAAAGAAUCUGAGGACAGAUUUAGUAAUCCACCGCAGGACAAUCCAACCCACAGUGUGAAAGUAAAUACCUCUUUUGAAACUACAAGAGCCCCCACAGUUAAUUUAGACAUUUCUACAAAGGCCACUGCCAGCACUUUGAAUAGUGAAGAGACACAGCGCACAAAUCUGGACAGUGUGCAGGACAAUGGAAAUACAGCAACAAAGAAGUCUAUGCAAACAAAUUCUAAACAAUUGGAUGAUUUUCUUUCUGAGGAUUAUCUUCUGCCCAUUGCUACAACUCGCUCACCACCAUUAUCCACAAAUGAGCAUUUACAAACACUCAAAAAGCAACAUGACAGUGAGAACAUUAGCACAAUGCCUAGUCCGGCUUUCACUACAAAAGAGCCUACACAUGAUGUGAAAUGGGAACAACAUAGCGAGGAUGCUGAGAAUAACUAUGACGAUUUCGAGGAGGAAAGUCAUUCUGAGGACAUUACUGUGACUUCAAACCAUGCUGCUGAAAAAAGUAUACUAGGUUUGGACAUUUCCGCAGAUCAAGAAGAUGUAGAGAAUCCAGAACCGUCAAGCUUUCCCACACCAGAAACUAUAAAUCAGGUUAAGGUUGAAGAAAUACCUCAAACAACUACUCAGUCAACUAUAUUUCCACUUGCCUUCACAUUGAAGGAUGUGGACUUGGAUCAGACUAAUUCUAAAUCAGUAUAUGCCACUAGCGAGGGUAAUUCAUGGGAUACUGACCUUGACCUCAGUGCAACCUCAUUUUCUGCCUCAGAGAAGUCCACUUCUCUCCCUAUUCCCUUUCUGCAAAUCUCAGGGAACCACUCCACAUUGAUAACUGGAACAGAAUUCAUACCUCGUACCAACCCUAAGGGAGCGACUCAGGCUUCUCCGGCUGAUUUCCCUCCAGCUAUGAUAGAACAGAUACCUACAAAACCUGCCUUCACUGACAGAACUGGAACAGAUUCCACAUCCCAAGUUCCAUCGUUUGAUGGAGCAGAUUUUGAAUACAAUGAAAUAGUAAUCCCUCCGAUGGUGAGGAGCAGCAGCAAAAGUGAUCUUGACCCUCCAUACAAGCUUCCAACAAAUGCAGUAGCCACUCCUCAGCAUAGCACAAUACCAGUAAAGCACAUGGAAUCACAAACACCUACUGUGCCCACUUUACCACCUCGUCCACCUGGUCUGGGGCCGCUUCCAGUGCCAACGCCUGUCCAAACUUCAACUUCCACAAAAGCCACUGCUGCCUACUGGGUCACUGGCAACUGGAGCACUUGCUCUACCAGCUGUGGCCUGGGUGCCAUCUGGAGGACUUUGGCUUGCAGUACUGGCUCAGACACUGACUGUGAUCCAACGAAGAGGCCGGCACCAGCACAGCAGUGUUACCUGCGCCCCUGUGCUACAUGGAAGGUUGGAGAAUGGAGUAAGUGCUCUAAGAAUUGUGAAGCCGGAAUUAAAUCACGAGAGGUCCAGUGUUUUGACAUGCGGGAUCAAAGGCCCCUGCGACCUUUCCACUGUCGGGCCAUGUCCUCCAGGCCGCUAGCCCAAAAACCCUGUAACCUUCAGCCAUGUCUUGACUGGUACACCUCCUCUUGGGGUCAGUGCUCUGAGGUGUGUGGAAGAGGUCAGCAGCAGCGUUUAGUCACCUGUCCAGAAGAGGAUCAAUGCGACAGGGUUCUUCAGCCAAGCAACAUUCAGUUGUGUAAUACCCAGCCUUGUGCUCAGUGGCUUACUGGAUCUUGGGGACAGUGUUCUGUGUCCUGUGAUGGUGGAGUGCAGCGCCGUCUCAUCAAAUGUAUUAACACAAAAGCUGAAACAGAAGAAGAAGUUGACCCAGCUCAGUGUGACCAUGAGCCACAGCCUGAGAGCACCCAGAGGUGUAACAUGGAGGAGUGUGAGAGCGGCCCCUCUGAAACAGUCUGUCUUCAUGACCGGCUCACGUUUCGUUUCUGUCGGACUCUCCACAUGCUUGGCCAUUGCAACUUGCCCAGUGUACGAGUACAGUGCUGCAAAACCUGCAGCCAGCGUUCCCGCCCUAGCAUCACGACUAGCCGCUGAGGCGCAACAAGGUAGCCACUCACAUGGCUCAUCAUAAGGAACAAUGAUUACACCAAUGAGUAAAGGAACAUAUUCAUUUCAUCACCAAUACACACACCGCUCAAAGAUUAGUUGUGAACAUACUCCAAAACGCUGCAUGUUUGCACUGGUGAAAUGAGUGUACAGGGUUGAAAUGAAUUGGAAAUGCAACAAAGCAUUGCCUCCCUCUUAGCAAAACAAUGAGAAUGUAAAUAUUUUUUUUUAUAUUAUGUAGUGUCAUAGCUGUUAAAAAGAAGGGUAGUAUAGAAGGGUCUCCUAUCAAUGUAGCCAGGUUAAUAAUGCAUUAUCACACAUCUAGAUAAACCGCUCAUUAACCUUCAUGGUUGGCACAAUGCUCUCAUUUUAAGGACAGCAGCAAAAACUGUACAGAACAACGGAGACGGGUAUAAAAUUCAUAGUGUGGGUUUAAGUAUUAUGUGGUAUAAGUGAUGCAUAGAUGCUUCAUGUGACAUUUAUAAAUAACUGACUGUUUACUAAGCCCCUUAGUUCUUGUUCCUACCCACGUCAAAGUUUUUGAUCUUGCACAUAUUGUAUGUAGUUUACAACAGCUCUCCUUCUCCCUGCUCCACUGUGCUCUACUAUGAUCUGUUACCCUCCACCAGGCUCUGCCCAGCUCUUCAGUUAAUCGUCAUUAUGAAAUUACAAUAAAUGAGAAUGCAGCAACUGAUCAAGCAGAAAUAAUUGAAGAGCUUUGAUUGGUUAAAAGUCAAUCCCGCUAAAAACAUUUAGAAGAUAAUAUCACUGCACUGCUGCCAGUGCUGUUCAAUGAGUUUAGGUCUCAGGAGGCUUCGGCAGCACCUCUCCACAUUAAGACAUGUAUUAGAGCAGAUUUACAACAAAAAUACAGUUUUUAAAUAGUUACAUACUGUUGCUUUAAAGUAGAAGUUGACAAAAGCAGGUUUCUCAUUUCUAGUUUGUGACAUAUUGUCGUGUGUUUCAGUGACAACUACCACUGGCAAAUUUACCAGCUAUAGCUAGCUAACAAGCCUAACUUUGGCUCCGUAUGCAGUUUAGAAACUCUCAUCGUAAACCUCAGGCAAACCUUUCAGUGUUUUGAGUUGACUGUUUUAACAGAAAAAAGUGAGCAUUCUCACCGGUUGUAGUAGAUAUGGAACUAAAGAAACACUCUUGUUAUUGUAUGUUUUCUGUGUUGAAAAGAUAUGCUGAGUCUUUUUCUCAUUCUAAUAUAGUUUGGUGAGAGUCGUGCUUUGAUGUUUGUAUUUUUAAGUUAGGCUUUGAGGAUGCUGACUAAGCUAUGAUUGGACUAUCACUGUUCAUGGGAGGGUUUUAGCAAAUGGUCAAAUGGUUAAAUGUCCACAGCAAGCAUUUUUGAACAGUUGUGUAAUGUAACACUUUAGCUUUACCGCACGUUUUUAUGUAACAAAGUAAAAUUUAAAUGUGAAAAGUGGAGAUGCAGUAAAUACUUGGUGCUACAGGCCACACAGGCUCCAAACAUUUUGCGUCUGGUAUUGGCAGGCCCAGUACCUUCAUGUACUUGAGUAUUGGAUAAACUGAUGCCAUUAUUUUUAUUAACCAUGAUUGAAAUAUGAAUCAGAUUCAACAUUUCAGAAUACACAUUUCUGAAGUGAUUAUGAAAUUGUUAGAAUGGAGAGAAACAUUAGUGUCAUAUCACAUUAGGUUUAGUAAUGUGUAUCAAUGUUCUGGUACUCCAGUCUUGGAUUUAGACUCGAGUCUGACUCGAGCCCAGAUUUUAAGGACUCAUGACUCGACUUGGACUUGGACUAAAGCACUGACCACAUUCAGACUUGGAAGAUGUGUGUGUGUGUAAUAGACCAUAAUAUUGAUAUUAAAACAUGUUCACUAUGCUGUAUCAGCACACUUCCAUUGAAGCGUGCACUCUGCCUUUCAGUAAAUCAUUUUUAAGUAUCAAAUUGCUGAGCAAUAUGGUGAUGGGACACACUGUUAGAAAGUUUGGAAUAUAAAAUGGUGAGAGCUGUGUCAGUUUUGUUUAAUGUAGAUCUUGAUGACUCUGGGACCCAUUUUGGGGAUCCCCAGCAUCUCAUCAAGAUGUAUUUGUGCAAGUGGUGUUUGGGUGUGUCCAUGUUCAUUAUGGUAAUUUGAUGACAAGGAAAAAUUGUUCAAGUGACCUUGCAAAUAUCAAAAGGGCUGUACUUCAUCUCCUCAUUAAAGCAGGGGUGUGUUUUGGACAUAACGUACAAUUAUCCAAUCAGUGUUUAACCUCACAGCCCCUUUAAGAGACGUGUGAG